Molecule: messenger RNA, 711 nt
Organism: Papilio xuthus (Asian swallowtail)
Lineage: Eukaryota; Metazoa; Arthropoda; Insecta; Lepidoptera; Papilionidae
Exons: 2
Coding region: 1-711 (236 amino acids)
Source: RefSeq, a predicted model, not a curated record
AUGUCACAACAAUUACCCGACAAACUAACUCAAAAUAAAUGUGAAGCAGGGGUAGGACACAAAAAACCGCGAAGAAAACGUAAAAAAAAGUCCAACAGUAACCAAAAACCGGGCCGAAAAGAAAUAAGGAAAAAGAAUUCAAAGUUAUCCAUAUCGAUGAGUUUAUGGGCGGAAAAUUUUGCUGUGGCCUCAACAUGGCAAUUGAAGCACCAGCUAGCGUAUUGGAAGGCGAAGGCUAUUGGUUUAGAGUACGAAAAUAAAGUUUUGCAUGAUAUCAUUAGGAAGAAUCAUUAUGUCGAUGAUAAUUGUGUUAAUUCUGAAAUAGAGACAAACGAGUGUUCAGAAAAUGAAGAGUCGAGUGCUAACAAUGAGAGAGAGGUAGAAACUUACGAAGCCUGUGCUGAUGAAAUGGAUUUUGAAGUAAGUGAGGAAUUUAUAGAGUUUUUGGCGGCAAAUGCUAAGUAUAAAGAAGAUGCUAGAAGGGAAAGAGAGCUUUUAAAAGCAAAACAUGAACAAGAAGAAUUAGAUAUAGUGCAAGAAAAAUUAGAGACUUCUGAAGAAAAGGAACAAAGAUUAAAAGAGUUGUAUGGAAGUUAUUGGCAAAGAAUAUCAGCUUUAGAAGUUUCAAUGCAAUCACAAUUUAUUAAUGAAAUUGACAAAGACCAGCCAAUGUGGCAAACAAGCAAGCAACCACCUGAAAUGCUGAAAUAG